Nymphaea colorata (pocket water lily) is the source of this 1552-nucleotide messenger RNA. Its product is annotated as 7-deoxyloganetic acid glucosyltransferase-like. Gene Ontology annotation, molecular function: UDP-glycosyltransferase activity. NCBI's taxonomy places the organism in Eukaryota, Viridiplantae, Streptophyta, Magnoliopsida, Nymphaeales, Nymphaeaceae. The record is from RefSeq and is a predicted model, not a curated record. The transcript is spliced from 3 exons. Bases 69 to 1472 code for a protein of 467 amino acids.
UGGCGGACGCAGGAACCAUCCCCCAUGUGCUGCUCUUCCCUUUCCCAGCACAGGGCCACAUAAAUGGCAUGUUCAACCUAGGUGAGCUCCUCUCCCUUGCAGGCCUCUAUGUUACAUUCCUCAACUCAGACCAAAUCGACCGGAGGCUUCGUCGUUGCACCGACUUGCAUGCGCGCCUAGGCUCCCGCAAGAACAUCCGGUUCCGCACCAUUUCCGACGGUCAGCCCGCCGAUCAUCUGCGAUCAGUAGGCCAGAUACUGGAGUUGCAUGCUUCAUUGAAGGAGAAGACCAAACAAUUGAUCAGGGAGAUGCAGGCUGGCCAAGUGGAAGGGGACAACGAGAAUUGGCCGAGAAUUUCUUGCUUGAUUGCUGACGGGAUUAUGUCGUUUGCCAUCGAUGUCGCCGGAGAGUUCGGCAUCCCCAGCUUGUUGUUCCGAACAUCCGGCGCAGCGUGCUUCUGGGUUUGCUUAUGUGUACCCAAGUUGGUAGAAGCUGGGGAGCUUCCCUUUGGAGAAGCAACAGACCUAGAUCAUGCCAUCAACUGCAUUCCCGGGAUGGAGGGUCAGCUCCGGCCGAGAGACCUCCCUAGCUUUUGCCAGGUCAAAGAUCUCAACAGCCACAGGCUCAACUUCUUCCUCUCCGAGUUUGAGCGAUCGUCUCGGGCCUCUGGACUCAUCUUCAACAGCUUCUACGACCUCGAGCACACGGUGCUCAACCAGGUGUCGACUCGGUUUGCCAAUGUCUAUGCGGUUGGCCCACUGCAUUCUUUAGUAAGAUCCCAAAAUCUUGACCAUUCGGUCACCUCCGGGACGAGCAGCCUAAGGAAGGAGGACCUGAGCUGCAUCGACUGGUUAGGAAGGUGGGGCAGGGGUUGUGUCCUCUAUGUGAGCUUCGGCAGCCACACUCAGAUCAAUGGCGACGAGCUGCUCGAGUUCUUUCAUGGCCUGGUCAAUGCCGGUUUUCCAUUUUUAUGGGUCAUACGGACGGACCUAGUCACCGGCGAACUGGGUUCGGUCCCAAAGGAAUUGCUCGAAGCACUUCAAACGAGGGGGUGCGUAGUUGAGUGGGCCCCACAGGAGGAGGUGCUGGCCCACCCAUCAGUAGGUGGCUUCUUUACUCACAAUGGCUGGAACUCAACUAUGGAGAGCAUCUGCUCAGGAGUGCCGAUGCUUUGUUGGCCUUCCUUUGCUGACCAGCCCCUCAACUGCAGGUUUGUGAGCCAUGUCUGGAAAAUAGGCCUGGAUAUGCAGAGAAUGUGCUCGAGAACUAUGAUCGAGAGGUUGGUGAGGGAGUUGAUGGCGGAGAAGAGGGAGGAGUUGUGGGAGUCUGCGACGAGGAUGAAGGAGAGAGCAUGGAAGAGCAUUCAAGAUGGAGGCUCCUCAAUCAAUGAUUUCCACAAACUAGUCGAUGACAUAAGAUCUAUGACGGCACCCAAGAAGAUCGAGUUAAGUCCCUUUGAUAAUACAGAUUGAUAUAUAGAUUAGAUUUAGUUUUAUAUAAACAAUCUACACUCGAUAUCCUUAUAUUUUUUAAGUCAGUUCUUAACAUAUUU